AUGCGGGAGGCCAAUGCGUUCUACCAAAAAUUCCAAGGAAGAUUACCAGGGCUUAUGGAUUUUAAGCAACUCCUGAAGGACCUUGUUGGACAUCUCGACAAGACCUUCGUUGUGAUCGAUGCGUUAGACGAAUGCGCCGAAUUCGACGAAGAUGGAGGCUCAAAUCGCGAGACCCUUAUCAACGUCUUGCUCUCUCUGCCCGUGCGACUUUUGGUCACAUCGCGUCAUUAUUCCACUAUUGAGAUUCUCUUCAAAGACGCAAAAACACUGGAAAUUUCGCCGGACCCGGAUGACAUCAAAUCUUAUGUCCACUGGCGGAUUUUUGAUAGGCAUUACGGGAGCCCUAUGCUGGCCAGUCUAAUACAGGACAGCCCAUCUCUUCAAGAUACCAUCACUGAGACCGUGUUCGACAAGUGUUCUAAAAUUUUCAACCUGGCCCGUUUACAGAUGGAUCACAUCCAGCGAUGUCACAGUGUAGGAGCGGUUCAUGAUGCAUUAGCAACGCUGCGGACAACCCAACGGGAGUUUUAUGACAUGUCAUGGGAUCGCAUCGAGAAAAGCCGUGGAUAUGGCGAGCAAUACCACCUUGGUUUCAGGGUCCUCGCCUGGAUUCUCCGCGCCAAACGGCCCUUGAAAGUCGACGAGAUCCAAGAUGCUUUAGCGGUCAGACCAGACCGUUACUCCGCCUCGGAGCAUCCAUUGUACAAGACCGCAGAGCAUGUGUUGGUAGAUGCAUGUGCUGGUCUCGUGAUCAUCGAGCCAGGGAGCAGGAAUAUGACCUUUGCACAUCCAACAAUCAGGGAAUACCUUGACGAUGUAUGCUCGAGUGGAAAGUUCCCCUUCGACGUCGAAGUAGAGCUUGCCCGGACAUGCCUCACCUAUCUCUCCUACGACGUUUUCUGCGAAGAAGGAGCCUGUAGCGAUGAUGAAACGUUGACCGCACGGUUUAAGAAAUAUGAAUUUCUUCCCUAUGCGUCGCGACAUUGGGCAGAGCAUCUGCGUGGCGCGCCGGAGAUGUCACUCCGUCCCUUGGUCAUGGCCUUUCUCAAGGAUGAGCGCCUGCUUUCAUCUGCCGUCCAAGCCAAGGAAACAAAACAAAGUCGCUUCACCUAUGUUGGAUAUAGCCAGAAUUUCAGCAAAGGGAUAAAAACUUUAGGCGCUGCCGCCUUAUUUGGCUUAAAGAACGUAACCGAAGUACUGAUCAAUGGGGGGUUCAGUGUCGAGGAAAAGGACGACAAAGAGAGAACUCCACUGAUUCUGGCCGCGAAGGAGGGACAUGACGGGAUUGUCAAGUUGCUGCUUGACCACAGCGAAGCUGAUGCCAAGGCUACGGAUGAAGAUGGGUGGACGGCGCUGCAUUCGGCCGUGACGGGAGGACACGACAAGGUAGUAGAUGUGCUACUCGAAUCUAUCUCCAAGAUCGACAUCAACGCACGAGAUAGCAGUGGGUUUACAGCAUUGCAUCAGGCGGCUAUGCAGGGAAACAAGGAAAUGGUGGAGAAAUUACUUAACAAACAGGCGGAUCCUAAGAUAAAGGACAACCACGGAUGGACCCCGUUAGAUUCGGCAGUGCCAGCAGGAUACGAGUCGAUCGUCCAGCUCCUUCUAGCGCAUGGGGCCGACGUCAAUUCUAGGGACGAAGAAGGAUGGACCGCGCUGCAUUGGGCCGCACCGCAGAACCACAUAGGAACAGUACAGUUACUUCUCCAAAAUAAUGCCGAUGUUAACGUGCAAAGCCACGAGGGACGGACGGCACUCCACUGCUGUGCUCAAGAUGGAUCCGAAACAAUCAUGGAGAUGUUACUUCGCAAGGGGGCUGACCCUAAUAUACCAGAUGAAAAUGGAUGUACGGCGCUCCAUGGAGCCGCUGCGAAAGGACGUGAAAGAAUGGUGCGGUUGUUGUUGCAAUACGGUGCCAACCCCAAGGCUGAGGAUAAAGACGAAUGGACACCAUUGCACGCAGCUGCUGUGAGAGAGCAGGAGGCAGUCGUCCAAGUGCUGCUUGACCUAGUGGACAAUGGAAGGCAGGUCGUCGAUUCCAUAUAUCUGGAUCUGAGCGAUAUCCGCCAGCGAGUGGCACUAGAGGAACUUGCUGAAGAGAAAGAGAUUUAUUCUGGUCCGCUUAGUGGUGUGCGCGAGGCUGCCGCUGAGAAGCGUGUUGAUAGGAUGCAGACGUUGCUGGGCAGGGGAGUUGAUAUUAAUGAAAUGAGCGAUAGAGGAUGGACGGCUUUAUCUGUGGCGGCCAGUGACGGGAACGAAAAGAUGGUGCGACUGUUACUCGACAACGGAGCCCACGUCAACGCAGUUGGAAUACGAAAACUGACACCGCUACAUUGGGCAGCGCAGAAUGGCAAUAAAGAGGUAGUGCAGAUGUUGCUUGAGAGAGGUGCAGAUAUCGAUGCAAAAGAUGAAGGAGGACGGACAGCACUUUACAUGGCAGCUGUGCAAGGAUAUAACGCAGCCAUGCGACUGUUGCUGAAGCAUGGGGCCGAUGUCAACGCGAAAACAAAGAAAAGCCGGACACCUCUCAUCAACGCCACCUACAAAGGCGAGGCGACCACGGUCCGGCUGUUGCUAGAAGCGGAAGCCGACACUGAGAUCAGGGAUAGUGAAGGGUUGACGGCGCUGCUGUUGGCAGCGGAAGGAGGACAUGAUGCCGUAGUCAGUCUCCUACUUGAUCACAAGGCAGAUAUAGAAGCCAAGGGCCCCGACGGAUCAACAGCAUUGCUGCGGGCCACUCGAGAAGGAUAUUACACCAUCGUAAAGCGGCUGCUCAAGCAUGGGGCGAACAUCGAAGCCCAGGAUAACAACGGAUUGACUGCGCUUAUGAUAGCCAUGCAACAAAAGGAUGAACGCAUUGAGCGGUUGCUCAUUGAAAAGGGUGCGGAUCCACCUCCGGACUAUUAUGGGUUCAUGAAAUUGACUUUGGGUUGGGGCUUGAUGAUUCCUGCUUCCUCUGAGGGUUGUGUUCUUCACAAAGAGGGCUUGAUUAAUCAAUCAAUGACACAAGCUUUGCAAUAUAUGUCAGUGUCAAUGCUUAAUGCAAUACAUCACGUGACAAGCCGACGCCGGACCAAGUUUUUCCCUAGACUUUCCGAGCGUCAACUCCCAGCCUGGCCCUUGGGAUCCGUCCUGACCAGACGAUCCAUCUGUCCCACCACUACGCCCGGUCGGCCAUUGGACUUCGUCGCCUGCACCAGCGACGCGCAUCGUUGUCUGUCGUUCUUGCCCUCGCAUCCUUUUCCUCCGGUGGCCAGUUGGAAAAUGCCCGUCACGGCGUCCCGUGCCGUGCUGCGGCGGCAGUCGCAGUUUCUGUUCCGCAGGACCGCCGUCCGACACAACUCUUCCCAGGCGGCCUCCAAGGCCAAGGAGACUGCCUCGUCUGCCGCCUCCAAGGCGUCCGAAGGCCUGUCCAAGGUCUCGGCGACCGCCGGCCCGGCAAUUGCGAACGCUGCGCAGAAUGUCGGCAGCGCCCUCAGGAAGAUCGGCGGGAGAACCGGCCGAGUCAUCGCCUUCAUUGACUCAUUAAUACCUCCCACCAUCUACUACUCGAAGGUCGGCCUUGAGCUUGCCAAGCUCGUUGUCCGCGGUCAGAACAUGGCGCCUCCAAGCCUCUCCGCCUUCCAGGCGUACUUCCAGCCUCUGAUCAACGGCAUCCGCAACCCUUCGACUCUGAAGAACCUCUACAUUUCCCCGCAGGACAUCCUGAUCCGGAUACGCAACAUGGACAAGAAGGAGCUGGCUUUCGUUGGCGUGACUGCUGCCGAGGUCCUGGGAUUCUUCACAGUCGGUGAGAUGAUCGGUCGACGCAAGAUUGUUGGAUACCGGGGCAAGCCCGCCCACGCAGAUGCGCACUAG
This is a messenger RNA of Rasamsonia emersonii CBS 393.64, 3858 nucleotides long. RefSeq lists its product as uncharacterized. Gene Ontology annotation, cellular component: cytoplasm; nucleus. The coding region runs from base 1 to 3858 and encodes 1285 amino acids. NCBI's taxonomy places the organism in Eukaryota, Fungi, Ascomycota, Eurotiomycetes, Eurotiales, Trichocomaceae. The transcript has 6 exons. The record is from RefSeq and is a predicted model, not a curated record. Gene Ontology annotation, molecular function: proton transmembrane transporter activity; protein binding. Gene Ontology annotation, biological process: proton motive force-driven ATP synthesis.